Mesocricetus auratus (golden hamster) is the source of this 5827-nucleotide messenger RNA. RefSeq names its product zinc finger protein 28 homolog. The record is from RefSeq and is a predicted model, not a curated record. The coding region runs from base 476 to 4069 and encodes 1197 amino acids. Lineage: Eukaryota; Metazoa; Chordata; Mammalia; Rodentia; Cricetidae. Gene Ontology annotation, cellular component: nucleus. Gene Ontology annotation, molecular function: DNA-binding transcription factor activity, RNA polymerase II-specific; RNA polymerase II transcription regulatory region sequence-specific DNA binding. Gene Ontology annotation, biological process: regulation of transcription by RNA polymerase II. The transcript has 9 exons.
AGAAAGCAAUCUGCGAUGGUCUCUGGGAAAUGUAGUCCUGGGCGAGGUCAUUUGAUCCGGUCCUUGCGGCACUCCUGUUUCUGGAGUAAAGAUCGCCACCCCACCUCAGAGAUGAAACACCUGAAAAGUUCCAGAGGAUUACAGCCUCGGAGCCAUGAGAAGUUCUCCCUUAGAAGGCUAAUCGUACGUUCUCUCGUUCCAACAUUCUCUACUUCCAUUCUCGGGCAUAGAAGCUCUCCUGGGGAGGCUCGAGAAGCACGGCCUUCUGGGAAAUGUAGUCCACGUUAAAAGCUGGGCCACAUGGCGGAAGUGGCUGGAGAGAGGUUGUUCCGGAUCAUCUCAGUGCCCUACCCGACCUAACCGGGUGCUGCCCUACUUGGAAUUCGCCGGUUCUCGGAGUUCAUAGCCCGUGGGCUCGCAGUUUAUACUUCCGAGUUCUGCACUUUUCCCAAAGUGCCCAGAAGAGCAGAGAAGCAUGGCUGUUGUGGAUGUCAACACUGUGUUCAAGGAGUUGGUGGUGUUCGGGGAUGUGGCUGUGGAGUUCUGUAAAGAGGAAUGGGAGCACCUGGGCCCUGAUCAGAGAUCUCUGUACAGAGAUGUCAUGUUGGAGACCUACAGUAACUUUGUGUCGCUGGGACUCGCCAUUUCUAAGCCAUCAGUAAUUUCACUACUGGAGCAAGGCAAAGAACCCUGGAUGGUGGAGCAGGCAGGAUGGUACCCAGAUUUGUUGCCUGUAAAUGAAACUAAGAAUUUAUCUCUAGAGAGCGGCAUCUUUGGAAAGGAAUCAUUAAAAUGGAAAAUAAUAGAAAGAGUCGGUAAUUCUUGCCUUGAGGAAUCAUGUUUUGGAAAUGAUUGGAAAUGCAAGAGACUCCUUGAGACACAACCAGAGUGUACAGAGGAAUAUUUACAGGGAGUGACAGCCCCAUUGGAAAAGAUGUCAACCGAAUUCAUUCAGCCUACACCCCUUGCUUCAAGUGAAACAACUCACUCUGAAACAAAAAAUUAUCCACAGGAAGCAGGUGAAACCAUUACUCAGCCGAUAGGAAUUCCUACCGGUGAUAAACUUAAUGAAGUGUACGAGAACACCUUUAUCUAUUACACAGAUCCGAUGAAAAAUCGACAGGAUUUUGCUGGUGAGAAAUGUGAUGAAUUGAAAGAGUGUAGCAGAAGAUUUACCUAUGACUUCCAACUUGCCCCAUAUCAGAUCAAUAAGAAGCCCUAUCAGUGUGAGAUCUGUGGCAAGAUCUUUGAAAAGCAUGCUUACCUUGUUCAGCAUAAUCGCUUUCACACCGGUGAAAAGCCCUGUGAAUGCAAAGAAUGUGGGAAAGCCUUCACUAACUGCUCCCUGCUCGUCCAGCACCAGAGAGUUCACACGGAUGAGAAGCCCUAUGAGUGCAAGCAUUGUGGAAAGGCCUUCCUCUACUUUUCUACAUUUUUCCAACAUCAGAGAACACACACCAACGAGAAGCCUUAUGAAUGUCACAAGUGUCAGAAAGCCUUUAACAAGAGUGCAAAUCUCACCAGACAUCAAAGAAUUCACAGCGGUGAGAAGCCCUAUGAGUGUAACUUAUGUGGGAAGACGUUUACUUGGGCUUCCAACUUGAAUGAUCACCAGAAAAUUCACACUGGUGAAAAACCUUACGAGUGUAACUAUUGUGAAAAGGCCUUUCUCUGUCAUUCAGCAUUCAUGAAACACUAUAGAACUCACACUAACGAGAAGCCCUAUGAGUGUCAGGAGUGCAUGAAGGCCUUUAGGCAGAAAGCACAUCUCAUCCAACACCAGAGGGUUCACACUGGCGAAAAACCUUACGAGUGUAAGGAGUGUGGGAAGGCCUUCGCUUGCCCUUCAUACUUUAACAGGCAUCAGCGAAUUCACACCGGGGAGAGGCCUUAUGAGUGCAAAGAGUGUGGGAAGGCUUUUAUUGAUUGCAAAACUCUUAUUCUACACCAGAGGAUCCACACUGGUGAGAAGCCCUUCCAAUGCCAGCAGUGCAGCAAGGCCUUUCGGCAGAGGUCCCAUCUUACUCAGCAUCAGAGAAUCCACACUGGUGAGAAGCCCUAUGAAUGUAAGGAAUGCGGACAGGCCUUCACCCGGCUCCUCCAGGUGAAGAAGCACCAGAGAAUACACACAGUGGGAGAAAUCCUGUGUAUUUCUCUCACUGCGGGUGCGAAGCCACAGAAGCCUCUCUCGCCCCACUGGUUCCUUGUGCGCCUGCGCACUGCCGCACAGAUGCCCCCCCCCACCUUCCCCCGCGGUCCAGCAGCUGGGGGCGGGGCUCACAGUCUCUGCAGGGCGGAGAGCCCAGGACCUGGAGAAAGAAGCAAGCAGCAUCCCGGACUUUCUGGUUUGAGAUCGGAAGCCCUGGAGCCCCCAGUAUCACCCUCGAUAGCACCUCGGUGCCACCGCCGCAGCGCCGAGGCCCGGGUCACCGCACUUGGGACCCACACUCUGGGCACCGCGUCCCACAGCCGGAGCGAGGUGGUGUUCAGAGACGUGACUGUGGACUUCUCUCAGGAAGAGUGGGAGUGCCUGAAUUCCUCCGAGAGGGAUCUGUACAAAGAUGUGAUGUUAGAGAACUACAGCCACCUGGUGGCACUGGCAGGAUGCUCCAUUUCUAAGCCAGAUGUGAUCACCCUGUUGGAACAAGGGAAGGAGCCCUGGAUGAUUGUGAGGGAUGAGAAGAGAAGGUGGAGCCAAGAGCUGGAACCCAGAUAUAGCAGUAAAGUGUUACUUCAAGAAAAGAAUACUUAUGAAAUUAAUUUGUCUCCGUGGGAAAUAAUGGAAAGAAUUAAAAGGUAUGGCCUUGAAGAUUCCUUUUUUCGGAAAGAGUUUGAAUAUAAAACCUUUGAAGAACAAGAGAGUUCUCGCGGGGCGUGUUUCAGACAAGUGACAAAACCCGGCCCUGGAAAAAGAGCCGUGUACAAAAGACGCUCAUCAGUUGGUCUCUAUCAGAAAAACCGUAACAGAGAAAAGCCCUACGAAUGCGGGGAGUGUGGGAAGGCUUUCAGAGUCCGCCAACAACUCACCUUCCACCAGAGAAUCCACACGGGGGAGAAACCCUACGAGUGUCAAGAAUGUGGGAAAGCCUUCAGGCAGUGUGCCCACCUCAGUCGCCACCGGAGGGUUCACGCGGCCGACAAACUCUAUGAGUGUAAGAAGUGCGCAGGGAUCUUCAGGUGCAGCUCAGACCUCCGAGGACACCAGAGGAGUCACGCCGGCGAGAAGCCGUACGGAUGCAAGGAGUGCGGGAAGGCGUUCAGAGUGCGGGGGCAGCUGAGUCUCCACCGCAGGAUCCACACCGGGGAGAAGCCUUACGAGUGCGAGCAGUGCGGCAAGACCUUCAGGCAGUACGCGCACCUCACCCGGCACCAGAGGCUCAGCAGCGCCGGCGAGCGCUCCUCGGCGUGCGAGCAGUGCGGGCAGGCUUUCCUGUGCAGCACGGGCCUCCGGCUGCACCACAGGCUGCACACGGGCGAGAAGCCCUACGGCUGUGAAGAGUGCGGGAAGGCGUUCCGCGUGCGGCAGCAGCUCACCCUGCACCAGAGGAUCCACACGGGCGAGAAGCCCUUUGACUGCAAGGACUGCGGGAAGACCUUCAGCCGCGGCUACCACCUAACGCUCCACCGGAGGAUCCACACGGGCGAGAAGCCCUACGAGUGUAAGGAGUGCCACAAGUUCUUCCGCCGGUACUCGGAGCUCAUCUCCCACCAGGGCAUUCACGUUGGGGACAAGCCCUAUGACUGCAGGGAGUGUGGGAAGGCCUUCCGGCUGUUCUCACAGCUGACGCAACACCAGAGUAUCCACCUGGGGGAGAAGCCCUAUAAGUGUUUGGAAUGUGAGAAAAGUUUCAGGCUGCUCUCCCAGCUCACUCAGCAUCAGAGCAUCCACACGGGGGAGAAACCCUAUGACUGCAGGGAGUGUGGGAAGGCCUUCCGGCUCCAUUCAUCACUUAUUCAGCAUCAGAGGAUCCAUUCUGGCGAGAAACCUUACAAGUGUACGGAGUGUAAGAAGGCAUUCAGACAGCACUCACACCUCACCUACCACCAGCGAAUUCACAAGAAUUCUUAAGGACCCUUUUAAGAACUCUUCCAUUGCAAAUACGUUAAGGAGCGGUAGAAAAUUCUAGAAGAAAAAAAGGUUUUAGUCCUUUUUUGCUUCCUGCUCACAAAUAGCCGCAUGAAAGGUUUCAGUCAGAGGACAAAGUGUUAAACUUUAGGAAGCUCUCUCUAGACUGGAACUUCACAGAAGGACGAAUGUGUAAAGGCAUUCUAUCUAUACUGUGUACCUAAGAGCAUAGCCAAGGCACCAACUCAUUUUGAAAAUUAAUAACUAAAAAGAAUUGUCUAUAUAAGCUGUAUCUCAGAGCUACCAAGAGUUGCUGAGGUACCGUUCUUAAUUAGAGAGUUUCAGCAGAAUCAGGCAGCACAUUUAAUAGAGACUCUAGAACGGUGGUUCUCAUCACAACCCCUAUGGGGGGGUGUCAAACAACUCUUUCACAGGGGUCACCUAAGACCAUCGGAAAACAUAUUUACAAUGUAUAAUGCUAGCAACAUUAUAGCUGUGAGGGAGAAAAAAUAAUUUUGUGGUUGGGGCCUACAACAUGAGGAACUGUAUUAAAGGGUCAUGGCAUCAGGGGGGUUGAGAUCCACUGGUCUAGGUAUUACAACCACCGAGUGAUAAACUGGCUUGACCUUGGUAAUGAAUGGGUCAGGCUGGCAGCAGCUGAACCAACGUAGAAUAAUAAAGAAUUCUGUGCCUUCUAGUGUGCCUAACUACAACACUGACACCUAACUAAAAGCACCAAACCUCUAAUCCAUACAACCUCAACGCCCAGUUUAGAGAAAAUAAGGAAGAGAACAGAUUGCCUGGUAAAACAAGAAGCAACGAACCUAAAAUGUGAAUGCUUUCCCCUUGGUUUUCAACCAGCAAAGUGGUAUUAAAAACAGAGGUGAUGCAUUUUGAAUACUGAAAGGGACUUGAAAGGCAUAGGUCAGAUAGAUACACUGGGAAGUCUAAGAUCAUGAGUUGUGCAAACAGGUGACGCAGGACAGGAAGUCUGCAAGGGACAGCAGUCACCUGCACUAACCCACGUGAUUCAAUACGGCGUCACUAGAAGCAUGCUUAACAUGAGUUGAGUUAUGGUGGCUUCUCCAAAUUAAAACAAGCUUUAGUUUAAAAUACAAGACUUUGAAGUCUUAGUUCCCAGCUGCUCUGGAUGAACUCAGAUGAGGCAAGCCUGUUGUGAUGUCAGUCCUGAGGGUGUGGAGAGAUGGGGGGAUCCCUGGGGUUUGCUCCCUAGCCAGUCUAACUGAUCACAGGUUAGUGAAAGACCCUGCUCAAAAAGAAAGAUAGGCAGCUAAUGUCAAAUCAGCCUCUGGCCUCCAGUGCAGACAGGUGUACAAAGUCAUGUACACACCCCCCCCCAAAAAAACCCAAAACUCCAGCCUAGGAAGCAGAGGCAGGCAGAUCUGAAUUCAAGCCAACCUAGGCUACAUAGCAAGUGCCAGGCCAGCCAGGGCUAAAAAGUGAAAACACCACCACCAAUUAAAAAAAUGAUAAGUAAAAUAAGUGGGAUCUUGCCUAGGUCUUCACAAUCCUUUUAGUUUUUAAAGCCUUCUGCGUAUUUAAGAACGAAGUGAAUUGUGUUUGCAAACUUAUGAACAUUCUAAAAUUACUUCCUUAAGUAAUAAAGACUUUUUUAUGGGUGUUGAUGUCAAACAUAAUGAUUUCCCUGUGACCACUCUCGUGAGCUGUUGCUCUAUAUUGCAUGACACGAUUGAUGUUUCUACUGUAAACGUAAAAUAGAAGCAAAUUCAAGUGUCUUUA